AUGAGAAAUUUUAUUGAUGCAGUAAAUAUAGAGAAAGAUGAAAUUCUAAGUACAUUAUCAGAUUCACAAAUACAACCUGUCAAUUUACAUCUUGAACAUGAAAACUCAACCAUUCAUACUGAAACAGAAUCCUCUAGUAUAAGUUUAAUGGGUACAGAAAAUGUGGAAUAUGAAGAUUAUGUUGAAUUACAAAAUGCAUUAGGUGGAA
Molecule: messenger RNA, 208 nt
Organism: Plasmodium relictum
Lineage: Eukaryota; Apicomplexa; Aconoidasida; Haemosporida; Plasmodiidae
Product: fam-j protein
Exons: 2
Source: RefSeq, a predicted model, not a curated record